Molecule: messenger RNA, 1692 nt
Organism: Galeopterus variegatus (Sunda flying lemur)
Lineage: Eukaryota; Metazoa; Chordata; Mammalia; Dermoptera; Cynocephalidae
Product: male-specific lethal 3 homolog
Exons: 2
Biological process (GO): regulation of DNA-templated transcription; chromatin organization
Cellular component (GO): MSL complex; nucleus; NuA4 histone acetyltransferase complex
Source: RefSeq, a predicted model, not a curated record
AUGAAAAUGAUGAAAACUCGAUAAGCCGAAGAACCAGAGCUGCAAACAAAAAGGGACAUGGAAGAAAGAACAGUCACUAUAGAAAUCCCUGAAGUUCUGAAGAAGCAGCUUGAGGAUGAUUGUUACUACGUUAACAGGAGGAAACGGUUAGUGAGACUUCCGUGCCAGACCAACGUCAUCACUAUUUUGCAAUCCUACGUGAAGCACUUUGCUGUCAGUGCGGCCUUUUCAGCCAGCGAGAGUCCUCGUCCCCACCACGCUACGAUGCACCCGCACGUGACCGUGCGUCACAUCCCAGCAGAGAAGAACAUUGACCUUUGUAAGGAGAUGGUGGAUGGAUUAAGAAUAACCUUCGACUACACUCUCCCGUUGGUUUUGCUCUAUCCACAUGAACAAGCUCAGUAUAGAAAGGUGACUUCGUCUGAAUUUGUUCUUCCAGUUAAGGAGAGUGCCACCACUCCUAACAGGAGCCAGGAGGAGCUCCCUCCCAGCCAGCCUUUGUUGAAGCCGUCCACCCCCAAAAGGCGCCAGGCCGAGCCGGCAGCGCUGCCGUCCCUGAGGCGGCCCACGCGCCACACGGCCAACUGCGACAGGCUGCCGGAAAGCAGCGCGUGGCCUCAGCCCGAGCGCCCUCUGCAGGACACGUCGGCUGGCGUGCCCCAGCCGUUCCUGCGCCUGGAAAAGAAGACGCCUGCGCACAGCGCAUCGUCUCUGCCUGCUCCUCUGACUCCGGACAAGGGAGGGAGUGCUGUGUUCGCCGGCUUUGAAGGGAGAAGAACUAACGAAAUGAACGAAGUCCUCUCCUGGAAGCUCGUGCCCGACAGUUACCCCGCAGGGGACCAGCCGCUUCCGCCGUCUUAUAUUUAUGGGGCACAACAUUUGCUGCGAUUGUUUGUAAAACUUCCAGAUAUCCUUGGAAAGAUGUCCUUUUCUGAGAAGAAUCUGAAGGCUUUGCUGAAGCACUUUGAUCUCUUUCUGAGGUUUUUAGCAGAAUACCACGAUGACUUCUUCCCAGAAUCGGCUUAUGUCGCCGCCUGCGAGGCGCAUGACAGCACCAAGAACCCCAGGGCAGUUUAUUAAAGCGUUGGACAUUCUUUUAAGAGCAGCUGCACCGCUUCGCUUUGCUCUCUGGGUCCCAGAAGAACUAAGGAGACUCUGGGCCUGCUCUACACAGCGCAAAUGCGACGCCCACCCUGGCUGCUCUGGCAGAGGCGACCUUGUUACUUGAGUUGCCCACAUACUAUAGUUAUUUCUGUUAAGAAUUACUUCCUAAGUUCCUGAAAAUGCUCUGACAUGACACCUGCCACUGCACAGGCCAUCUGUGAUGGCAGGAAAAGAGCAGCUGUGUUUGCAGUGAAACAUUCCUGAAAGUGUCCGUAGGUCAGGCUGUUCCAGUACAUGAUGCCGUUAGUUAUUAGUGAGAACUACGUUGUUUAGUUAUUUGUUAGCAUUAAACAAAGUUGUUUGCAAACUCUUUUCAUGUUUGUAAUGAGCCUGAGCAACUCUGUCCAAUGAAUCUUAGUUUAUACUUGGAGACUGUGAAGUAGCCUCAAAGCAUUUUAGAGGGAAUCGAUAUUGAUGGCAGAAGAAGACUUGCAGCUAUACAGUUGCCUGUCACAGUUUCCUCUCUGAAAAGUUAUUUUUGGUGAUCUAAAUAAAGCAUUGUCUGUCUCGUUUGAGAUUUUACAGCUA